Messenger RNA from Mycosarcoma maydis (corn smut), 1749 nucleotides. Its product is annotated as mitochondrial 54S ribosomal uL23m domain-containing protein. The record is from RefSeq and is a predicted model, not a curated record. Gene Ontology annotation, biological process: mitochondrial translation. Gene Ontology annotation, molecular function: structural constituent of ribosome. The transcript has a single exon. Bases 1 to 1749 code for a protein of 582 amino acids. Lineage: Eukaryota; Fungi; Basidiomycota; Ustilaginomycetes; Ustilaginales. Gene Ontology annotation, cellular component: mitochondrial large ribosomal subunit; ribosome.
AUGAUCAGUGCUCCAUCUUCUCGCGCUCUUAUCGCAUGCACCGCCUUGCGAGGCACCGUCGCCGCUGCUGCCCCUCGCGCAACCGCCAGGUCCGCCGCUCGUAACGCAUCGGCCCUGCUCGCUUCCAACGCCGGCGCUCUCCAACAGCCUAGUAGAAGCUUCGCCGCCUCUACCGUCGCUCGCCAAGCCGUAGAGGCGUCCAUCUCGGCCUCUGCUGUUGACGCUGAUGCUUCUGCUGCUGCUCCUCAGCUCGACCUCCCCACUUCGGGCAGGAAGAAGCGCGGCAAAGCUACCACCGACACCGACAAGGCCAAGCUUCUGCUCAAAUGGGGCUGGUUCGAACCUCACGCACCCGAAAUCAAUCAGCUCCUCAAAGGCUUCCGAAGCUCCUUCCCCGAUUGGCUCCGAGGCACUUACGAAGAUGCCAAGAGCUUCCGAUCCGCUCGUGCUCGUCUCUGGACUCCCACCCUCGCUGAAAUCCGCAGCCUCAUCGGCACCGAGGCCACCAUUCACGAUCCAAACGAAUGGAUCGUUAACCAGAUUGACUCGUACCGUCAAACGCUCGAAGCAGCUGACGCCAAACUUAACAGUGCUACCAAAUCUCAGCCCGACUACCUCUCUCAGGUCGACGUUUGGGAUAUGAUGGACUACCAGCAGCAGGUGGACUUUGCUUUGCGCGAUGUAUGGAAGAGCAUGUCUCACGAGCAGCGCGCACAGGCGUUGCUUCGUUGUCGAUUCGACUGCAUCCGCAAACUUGGCUGGAGGCAAGGCUAUUCCUCGGGCUACCCUCGACCACCACAAGAUGGCGAGAGCUCUCACUUGCCCGACAAGCUCGGUGCUCCAGGCCAAGAAGGAUGGGCUGCGGUGCGCUCGCUCCAAAACGCCGAGCACGACCAGGCUUGGGCGGCGUGGGAGCAGCUGUCUGCAGAAGAGCGUGUCGCCGAAGAGAAGGCGGCUUGGAAGCUUCGUGAUCGAUCGCAAGUUUACCUCGACGAUUCCGAAGACUCACUGGUGCUCGCCUCGCCGUCUCCACGCUGGUACGCUGUGCCUGAACGUGCGGGCGAGCUCAUUUUUCUACCCAACACCAUCGUCAAGCUCGUCAAAAACCACACGCCCGAGGGCGCACAAUACGACGCGUUCAAAGCCACCUUCCGCGUCCCACUCUCAAUGCACAAGCACGCACUCCGCUCUUAUCUGCUCGCCAUCUACGGUCUGAAAAUUACCUGGGCUCGAUCUUCCAUCUACCGCUCGCCCGUCACGCGCGACAAUCGAACGGGCAAAGUGAUCUCCGGUCGCGGUCGUACCUACAAAAAAAUCGAAGUGGGCUUGUUGGAACCUUUCCUGUUCCCUGAGAUCUCGCCCGAGUUUUCCAAGCAGCACCUCUUGACUUCCGAACUCGACUACGAACGCAGUCGUGUCUACCUCAAGAUGACAAAGACCACGCGAUGGAGAGGUAGGAAGAGCUCGGAACAGUACGAACAAGAAAUUGCCAAUCGGGAUCGCGCUAUGUAUCAUCACUUGGAUGCAUUGGCGAGCAAAGGCAUCGUCAGUAACGCCAAGCCCGAGGGUGAAAAUUUCCCAAGGUUCAUGGUCAAGACCCAAGGUCUUCCCAGUGCCAAGCAUGGAAAGAUUCUGCAGAUGCUCAGUGAUGAGAGAAAGGUCAAGGAGAAGAGAGUCGAGGAGCUCGUCGAGCAGUUCAAGAGAGAGGCCGCGCUCAAGCCAAAUCACUCGUCCUCUCAGGCUGCCUAG